Bombyx mori (domestic silkworm) is the source of this 4594-nucleotide messenger RNA. RefSeq lists its product as uncharacterized. Gene Ontology annotation, biological process: regulation of gene expression. Gene Ontology annotation, cellular component: nucleoplasm; chromatin. The transcript is spliced from 8 exons. The coding region runs from base 284 to 1363 and encodes 359 amino acids. NCBI's taxonomy places the organism in Eukaryota, Metazoa, Arthropoda, Insecta, Lepidoptera, Bombycidae. Gene Ontology annotation, molecular function: RNA binding. The record is from RefSeq and is a predicted model, not a curated record.
CAAAAACUGAAUCUCAAUUUUUUCCUGUUUAUGAGAUUGAUUUAUUUGAUCAAUUUAUUAUAAAAAUUUAAAAUCGAUAUUUUUGAUCUAAAUUAGAUUGGACGAUUACUAGAGAUUUUAAAUCCCAUCCCAUCCCUAUAGCUUAACUAAAUUUGUUAAUGGCGGAUGCGCUUGCGUGAUGCCGGUAUCGUGUUUUUAUUGCAUUUAGUUUGGCGUCAUUUUGUGUGAAUUUGUGAAACAGUUAUUAUUGGCAUUUUUUAUCUGAAUACCACACUUCGUCAUCAUGGUAGCCCAAAAGAAAGGUCGCGGAGCUAAAACUCAGGCAGCUAAACCCAAGCCCGCUGAAGAUGUCGUUGAAGAAGCAGAAGUUCCAGAACAAGCCGAAGAGAACAAUGGCGUAUCGGAUCAAGUUGAGCAUGGAGACGACGGAAUCGCUGCUGAAGGCGCUGAGAACGCUGAUGAGUCUACGGAGGGUGAUCAGAAUCAAGAAAAUCCUGAUGGCGAAACAAAAACUGAAGAGAAGCAGGAGGAAAAAGUAGAAACUGGUAAAUUGCUGGUCGAGAACCUCCCUUCGAGCUACCUCUUCGACUACCAGGAAAAGCUCAAGGAGUUGUUCUCAAAACACGGGGAAAUCAAUACAGUCAAACGUGGUCCAAUCAUUGUAACUGAACUGACCACAACUCCGACAUUAUCGGCUAUAGUCGAAUUCAAAAACAAAGACAGUCUGGAAAAGGCGCUGUCGGAGCACGGCGCCGUGGUGGAGGGGCACGCGCUCUCCGUGGCGGUGGAGUCGCGCGCCGAGACCGCCGUGCUGGUGGGGGUGCCCUACGAGGCCAGCACGGACUACGUGCGCCUGCUGUUCGCGCACUGCGGCGACGUGGCGCACAUCCACGAGUUCAGCAAGACCAAGUACAAAAUCUUGCGGGUGACAUUCCACGACAAGGAGUCCGUCGAGAAGGCGCUGAAGCUGGACCGCGAGCUCCGCAUCAACGGGUUCCUCGUCACCGUCUCCAAAUAUCGCGACGAAGACGAACAGAAAGCUCAUAAUGCAAGUAUUAACAAGAACAAGCGGCAGCACCCGCAGCAGCAGAACCGCAACGCUGCGAGCGCCGCCAACAACACCAGCAGCCCCGCCGGCCGCGCCAACAACUUCCGGUCCCGCGGGAGCUCCUUCAACGCGCAGGGGAACUUUAGAGGCACGCGCGGGCGCGGCGGCGGCGGCGGCUUCGGGCGCGGCGGCGGCUUCCCUCGCGGCGGGUUCGCCCCCGUGACGUCAUACAUGCCGCCGCAGGGCUUCCUCGCCAGACCCGGCGGCUUCAUCAACGACGGACAACGGCCGAACAAGCGGCUGAGGAAGUACUAACCGGAGAUUGCAACGUAGUUAUUAAGGAAGUUGUCGUGAUCGUUCCGUGUCCGUGUGUGUGAGUGUGCGCGUGUAAUCUCACUCUGUACAGUUUAAGUUCAACGUAAUGCUUAUAGGAUCCGGAUAAUCAUGACUCAUCUCGAGUCCACAGACUUGUUUUAUAUUAGGUCCGACCGACAAUAUAAUGUGGAGUAAAUAAUUAUUAGCAUACAGAAAUAUUUAUAUUAAUGGAAUCUAAUAAACUAUUGGCAACCUCCUCGGGCUUGCGUUUGUAGUGGAUGUUUGCACGUGCUCCCGCGGCGCAGUGCUGUGAACGGCAAAAGUUGAUCACCAACCAACUGGGUCUGACCUAAUAUAAUUCAGCUCUUAAUGUUAGUUCACUCUUCAACGUAGGCCAUACAAAUAUUUAUUUAGAAUAUUGAUGAACAUAGUUUUACAAUAAACUAAAUUAACCUAUAAAAUUAAAUAUUACUAAUUUUUUCGGUAGUUGAUAUGAAUUUUAAAAUAUUGAGUAGUUUCUGUGAGUAUUCAAAUAUGACAAGAUUUCGAUUAUUCUAGAAACAGUUUGAUUUUGCCUAUUUUGCCUUUACUGGGUUGACUUCUGUGUUUACCAGUGUGCUGUGAGAGUGAACUCGUAUUAAAUAGCAUCAAAUUAUGAUACGUUAUGCACAUUUUAUUAAAUGAUCAAGGUUUUUCUAUUCUGUAAAAAAUGAUUUCGUUUUACGUAAAUUGUAUCGAGAAAGAUUAUAUAUGAGACAACAGCGACAAACGGCCUUCGCUUCGAGAUAAAAUAUUGAAUUUUUUUAUAAUUACUUUUAUUUCUUUUCACGUUUUGGUGAAAUGAUUGUAUGUCGCUCUGACACCAGAGCACGCCGAUGUUUGUGUAGACAACACAACCAGCUAUGCAAAGUUCACUAAUAUAAGAAUUCAUACUAAUGUAAUAUUAUAGGAGAAAUCGCCGAAUCGGCUAUUUAUAAAAAUAUUGCAAUUUUGUAUAAGUAAGAAAAUAAGUUUCGAUGGUUUUGUGAAAUUCAAGAUCCUUUUGGGAAGUUGUAAACUAGUUUUACAUGAUUUUAAAGUCCAGUCAUUGAGAAACAAAAUCACUAUUUCAUUAAACCUGAAACAAAUAAUGAAUUAAUAUAAUCCAAAUGCAACGAUUUAAUAAAUUAAAAGAUUUUAAAACUUGAAAUAAACAGUAUUUGAGGGAGGCAGUAUUUGAGAUCGUUUUCUGUAGUUUGAAUAAAUAUUUUAAACACUUUUAUCUUGUAUUAAUUUUAUGGAGUUCUGAGAUCGGAGUUGCGAAUUAAACCUUUUAAAGUUACGGGGGGUUUGAGAAUUUUAGUACUUAAACUACAAGGCUUAAGCAACGUGAAUUCAUCGUAUUAAAUAUCUUUACCUUUUGAAGCAGGUUGCAUUAGUCACAGAGUAUCAAGAAAAUUUUAAUUGUAUUUAUUUUUCGUGGUAAACAUAAAAUUAUAUCUGUGGCGGAAAACAAUGUAUUUCAUUUACAUUGUUAAGAGUUUUUUUAACUCUGCUCUGAAUGCACCUACAUCUAAUUGAUUCACAGGUCGAAAAAAUACAAAUGGCAAAAUACAAUUAUGAAAUUUAAUGAAAUCUAAUGAAUUGUUUGUAAUGUUUGUUUGAUUUGAAUUUAAACCACGGGUGAAUUAUUUUAUGUAUCGAGUAUAAAUUGUGUGCUUAGACGUACGCUAAUGUAAGCGAGAAUGUUGAACGAUGGAGCGUCGGCGCUAUCGAAUGAGGUAAAAUUGUUUUAUAUUGCACUUAAAUACAUAACAUUAAUUAACAUUAAAUACAAAACUAUUUUUGUUCAAGUAAUUUAUAGCAAGCAAUAUUUGGUCAAGGUAUUUCACUAACAAAAUUUCUAAACACGAGAAAUCAGGUUUAUUAGAACAAAAGUAGAAAUCAUUAUAUGUUUCACUUGUAGAAGUGAAAUUUAGAGCCCUAGCCUUAAAGGAAAUCUCUCACGUGGUCAAAACGGUAAACUCUAUUGGUAAUAUUAUUAUUAUAUGAUUUUUAUUAUGAAGUUUAUUUGGCGAGUUUAACCAUAAAGAACUUCAGAGUCCAGUUUUAGAGACCCCAAUAUGUAAAAAGUAGGUAUAUGGCUACGUCACAUGAUUUUUGUUUGAUUGCGUGUAUAUAACCAAGAAAAUAAUUUAUUUGACCGCGAUUUUAGUUAUUAUCAUGUCAGUAACCACCAGCAUUACUACAUACCUUCGUUUUCGCCAACACCGUUCAUACAUAUACCUUACUAUGCUUUGAUACAAAAUGUACAUUUUAAAACAAUUUUAUUCUUAUAUUUAAGUUUGAACUCAUAAUUAUAUAGAUAAAUAAAAUCAGUAUCUCGCUUACAUGGACAAUAGAAUAACCGAGAUAUAUUAAGAUUAAGCUUAAAUUAUUUGUCCUUUUAUGUGUAAUAUAAAUGAACCACCAAUGGAUUUAGACGUAAAAAAUAAGCCCCUUUGGAGUUGUUCAACAAUAUUGUAAUAUAAAAAGAUGUAUAAAAUUCAUUACUACAUAUUUUAUUGUUGAGCAUCGCAGACGCGGCUUGUUAGAUAGUCCCGACUAUUAAAUCCAUAGUAAACACUGAACAGAGCGUUGCCUUAGUAUGAUUGAAUUUACAUCCUGUCCCUGUGGGUAAUUCAUAGAUUAUUGGACUUACUUCCAGUCUUGUAUUUUAAAGAAACAGAUUAUUUGUAGUGCCAAUGUUUUAGUAUGUUAUUUUAUACACAAUAUUAGUAUUUUCUGUAUACAUGUGUAAAAGCACUAUGUAGUGGGAAUAUCUCGCCAUUUGCAAUAACCUAUAACUUGUUUAAUGAAUAUAUUAAUAAUAAAGAGGAGAUCCCAAUUAUAUAUAUAAUGAUAAUUAAUGUAUAAAUCUGUUGGUUUCUUUCGCCUGCAUUGGCGCAUCAGUAUGAUUUUACGUAAUUUUUUUUAAUAAAAUAUAGCGCUAUGGUUCAAAUAUUAACUUUUCUAUUCGAGAGAUUCGCUUGUGUGAAGGGAUUUACGUCUGUUUAGUGUCUUUAUUUGUGAUUUAAGUUGUCACAGUAAAAUAUAUUUUAUGUACAUACCUACGUUGUAAUAUGAAGUACGGGAGCGAGGCCGUCUGUCUGAAAUAAAUCUAGCUAAUUGUAUUUACUAAGUACAUGAAAUUAGAUAAUUUUAAGCUAUAAUGUCUUUUGACAAGUAAUAAAUGUAAUUACUAACAUUGAA